UAGCUCUUGUUCAAGUCACUUCUCAGCUUUGUUCCUGGAAUUGCCCUCUUCCUUAGCUCAGAAUGAUUCUCAAGUCCAUCACAGACAGCUUUGCCAGUGUCAUCCAUGGCCUAAAUGUACAGCAUCUGACAGACCAAGUCCUUCAGAGAAGCAAAAGGAUGAUCCUGGACACUCUGGGUGUUGGCCUACUGGGAACCAACACAGAAGUCUUCCACAAAACAGCACAGUAUAGUAAAAUCUACAGUAGUGACGCCUCCAGCUGCGUCUGGGGACGGCCAGACCUCAGGCUCCCACCCACAUAUGCCGCUUUCGUGAAUGGAGUUGCUGUUCAUUCAAUGGACUUUGAUGAUACAUGGCACCCUGCUACACAUCCUUCAGGGCCAGUACUUCCUGUCCUCUUGGCUUUAUCAGAAGUCUUACCUCAGAAUCCCAAGGUCUCUGGACUUGACCUGCUGCUGGCUUUCAAUGUUGGAAUUGAAGUACAAGGUCGAUUAAUGCGUUUCUCCAAGGAAGCCAGUGACAUACCAAAGAGAUUCCAUCCACCAAAAGUUGUGGGUACUUUGGGCAGUGCCGCUGCUGCAGCCAAGUUUUUAGGGCUUGACCAGACAAAGUGCAGAGAGGCUAUGGCUAUUGCCGUCUCCUAUGCAGGCGCACCCAUGGCAAAUGCUGCCACACAGACCAAACCUCUCCACGUCGGCAAUGCAGCCAGGCAUGGGUUAGAAGCUGCUUUCCUGGCUUUGCUGGGCCUGCAAGGGAACCAGAAGAUCUUGGACAUAGAGGCAGGGUUUGGGGCCUUCUAUUCCAACUACACCCCACAAGCCCUACCAGCUUUGGAAUCUUACACGUUGUUGCUAGACCACCAAGAUAUAGCCACCAAGCGAUUCCCUGCCCACUUAGGAACACACUGGGUUGCAGAUGCAGCUGCUUCUGUGAGGAAGUACUUGCUCCCCACUGACAAGAUCAAAAGAAUUGUGCUUAGAAUCCCUGAUGUCAAAUACGUGAAUAGGCCUUUCCCAGUUUCAGAGCAUGAAGCCAGGCACUCCUUCCAGUUCAUUGCCUGUACUAUGUUGCUUGAUGGUGGCAUCUCAGUCCAGUCUUUCCACAAGAGCCAGGUUGACAGGCCUCAGAUAAGGGAGCUGCUUGAUAAAGUAGUGUUGGAGUACCCUCCUGACAAUCACCCUAACUUUGAUACACUCUACUGCGAGAUGAGCAUCACCCUUGAGAAUGGAAAUACCUUCACGGAACGCUGUGAUACUUUCUAUGGUCACUGGAGGAAACCACUGAACCGGGAAGACUUAGAAGAAAAAUUUAGAGCCAAUUCUUCCACUGUGCUCCCCUCUGAGGCAGUAGAAGGCAUUAUAAAAACAGUGAACAGAUUAGAAGACUUAGAGGAUUGUUCUUUGUUAACCACAUUUUUAAAGGGGCCAUCAAAGAAGACUUCAAAUUGUAUUCAGCAUGUACUCUCCAAUCAUAGCCUCUCUUGAUACUUCCAAAGAAUUGAAGGGUUUUGAUACUUUAAAGAUUCAUAGGAUCAUAAAUUUAGAACUGGAAGGGCUCUUGGAAGUACAUUCAGCACACUCCCCACAUUUUACAGACAAGGAAACUGAGGCACAAAGAGGUUAUUUGCCCAGAGUCACACAACUAGUAAGUGUCUGAGAUAGAAUUUGAACUCAAGUCUUCUUGACUCUAAAUAUAGCACUCUGUCCACUAUACCUCUCAGCUGCCAUGAUUUAGUAAUUGCUUUCAAAGGGCAAGCACCUGAAACUUGGGUUCCUUAUCAACCAACAAAUUAAAUAAACAGUGUUAAAUCAAGCAAGACAAACUUAAUUUCAGACAUAAGUCUCACUUGGCAUAUAUGGAAAUGGCAAGUUUACCUUGCUCUGUCAAAAGUAAUGGACAUAUUUCUUAAGGCAACAUGAAAAAUUUGCAAGGUAAUGUACACAUUGCUCAAGACAACAGGAGAAAGUUGCAAGACAUUCAUACAAUCACAGGAUCAUAAAUCUGAAGAUGGAAGGGACCUCAGAGCUCAUCUAGUCCAAACACUUCAUUUUACAACUGAGGAAACUGAGGCACAGGGAGUAUGUUACUUGCCUAAGGUCACACAGGUAGUGUCAGAGGCAAGAAGGUAAAUAAAACUUAGUCCAAAAGUGCCUUGCCAGCAAAUUUAGCCACAUCCAAACAGUUUUACUGACUGAUGGACUUUCAAGAGCUCCAUAUCUGGGGAGAAAUGUCAAUACAAUAAGCUAUUUCUUAGUCUGAGGGAACAGUUCUACAGCUUCCUCCACCAAGAGAAUUCUUAAUUAGUCCCAAGACUUGGCAAGACAGCCUGGUAGCCAGAUACAGAGAUCUGCAUGCUUAGAAGUGAAGAUCCAGGUAAUAAAGCUAUAGAGGAAGUUGUGCAAAGCACCAGAUGAGUGAGUAAUCAGAACCUAUCAAUUCCUAGAGAAUUUAGGCAAAAAUUACUUAACUUUUUGUUCCCUCCCACUUGUAAAGGUUGACAUUUAAUUACUGCAAAGUAUAGUCAUGCUUUCAGCCUGAUUUUGUAAAAAAAAAAAAAAGGUAUUGAUAAUGUACUUGAUAAAUAUGCCCUGUGUAGACACUCUGAGCAUAUUCUGUCCCUUAAUAUUUCCAUGCUUGUUUUGCAUGUUCAUUUACAGUUGGUUUACAUAUGUAUUUUUUCUUCUCAAUUAGAUUAUACACUCCUCCCGAGCAGGGACUUUGUAUUGUUUCAUUUAUAUCUCUUUCCCCCUCCUCCUCUGAUAGCCCUCAAUAUCCGAACCCCUAGCCCUCAGACUUAACCCUUCUAGCAUCUUGUAAUUGCUUUCUCAUCACUUAAUAAAUUUUGUUAUUAACUGUCA
Phascolarctos cinereus (koala) is the source of this 2858-nucleotide messenger RNA. It is a transcript of the gene ACOD1, whose product is annotated as aconitate decarboxylase 1. Gene Ontology annotation, biological process: defense response. Gene Ontology annotation, cellular component: mitochondrion. Gene Ontology annotation, molecular function: aconitate decarboxylase activity. The record is from RefSeq and is a predicted model, not a curated record. NCBI's taxonomy places the organism in Eukaryota, Metazoa, Chordata, Mammalia, Diprotodontia, Phascolarctidae.